UCCCGGCACGCCCCGCGGCUCCCGGGCCGCCCGGAGCCCUCGGCCCUCACGGCCCUGCCGGCCCUGCCUCGAGCGCUAUCGCAGCGUUGUUUGUUACCUUCUGGGAGCCCACGGGGCCCCUCGGUGCUGUUGAGCAGCCUUUUGGAGCCGUUUUCAGCAUCGCUGCCGCGUUAAAAGUCAAUUUCAUUAAUGCUUAGGGGUAAAUUGCUUGUUUUCUAGUGGCUGCUUCCCCACAGCUGUGUUUGGCUGGACUGGAGCAUGGAGCCCGUGUCCCUGCCAGAGGCAGCCAUUCCUGCAGGAAACAGCUCGGCCGUGGCACAGGAAACGUUCCGUGUGCUGCUGGGAGUGACUGGAAGCGUGGCUGCCCUCAAGCUGCCCCUGCUCGUUGCAGAAUUGCUGAAAAUCCCUGGGCUCGAGGUGAAGGUGGUCACUACUGAGAGAGCAAAACAUUUCUACAAUGCCCAGGAGAUUCCUGUGACCCUCUAUGGUGAUGAAGAGGAGUGGCAGCUGUGGAAGGGCCGCUCAGACCCCGUCCUGCACAUUGAGCUCCGGCGCUGGGCUGACCUCAUGGUGGUGGCACCUCUGGAUGCCAACACGCUGGCAAAGGUCGCCAAUGGCAUCUGUGACAACCUGCUGACCUGUGUGAUCCGCGCGUGGGACCUGAGCAAACCGCUGCUCUUCUGCCCAGCCAUGAACACGGCCAUGUGGGAGCAUCCCAUCACAGCGCGGCAGCUGGAGCAGCUGAAGGCCUUUGGCUACACGGAGAUCCCCUGUGUGGUGAAGAAACUCGUGUGUGGAGAUGAAGGCCGAGGUGCCAUGGCAGAAGUGUGGACCAUCGUGGAAAGAGUUAAAAGGAUCCUUGAAGAACGGGAUGUGCCAAGGCAGAGCUGAUGUUUUGGCGUGUGAAUGGUGGUUUUGUGCCUUGCUGAUGGAGAUAAAGCCAGCAGGAGCUGGGCUUGGCUGACCUGGUACCCAUGGUGUGAAUACCUUUAGCUGCUCUUCCACAGAAGGAGCCCACGGUUGUCUUCUAGCUGGUGCCAAACUGAAAUGUGGUACCUCACCACAGACUUUCAAAAACCAGAGCCAAGAAUGUGCUGCUUUAGUGUGGAAAACCCUGUGGUAUCUUGGGAAUAAUGUUCCCUUCCUAAGGCUGCUCACCCCCCAGUGCUUUACACCUGCUCUGUUCUGGGCAGGCUGCAGAAGGUGUUUGAGCUCCAGUGGUUCUAGAGAGGAAAAGGCACUGCAAAUUCUGCUGUGGGUAAUGCCAGCCCCUCCUAGCAAGUGUCUCCUGGACCAUUGCUGCUCUCCAAAGCCUGAUCCAUAGCUGUGCUGGCUGCACGUUCCUAGCAGGAGUCACUGUCCAAAAAGCAUUUUCCCUCUGGGAACUUAAUAAAAGAGAUUUAAUCCUGCCCAUUGAGUUGUCUCUUGUA
Molecule: messenger RNA, 1430 nt
Organism: Prinia subflava (tawny-flanked prinia)
Lineage: Eukaryota; Metazoa; Chordata; Aves; Passeriformes; Cisticolidae
Gene: PPCDC
Product: phosphopantothenoylcysteine decarboxylase
Exons: 6
Coding region: 259-891 (210 amino acids)
Biological process (GO): coenzyme A biosynthetic process
Cellular component (GO): phosphopantothenoylcysteine decarboxylase complex
Molecular function (GO): phosphopantothenoylcysteine decarboxylase activity; FMN binding
Source: RefSeq, a predicted model, not a curated record